AGGUGCUUGAAAUCAAAAUGAAGAUCUCCACUGAGACCACAAAUGUGCUCCGGCUCUCCAUCUCCAUUGUGAUCCUGUUCUCAGCUGUCCUAGCCCAUGAAUUUAUUAUGGAACCGCUGAUCGCCGCGUUGGCAACAGCUGGACGUGGUGGAAUUGAACAUCGCGAUGGGUAUCUGGCACUUUGUUUGAUCUACUUUUUCAACACAAUUAGCUGCUUUUUUGCUCCAUAUGUGGUGUCCAAGCUCUCGGGGAAAUGGGCGAUGGUUGCUGGUAUGAUGACGAUUAUUAUUGUCCAUAGCUCGUAUUUUCUUCCAAAUCGAUAUUUCAUAUUAAUAGCUUCAAGUAUUGGUGGAUUCGGAGCAACAUUUAUCUGGGUCGGCCAGGGACAAUACAUCAUUGAAAAUGUGUCUGAUGAGAAUCGAGAGAAGAACACCUCCAUCCAGUGGGCCCUCUACAAAAUGAGCCUGAUAAUCGGUGGAAUUUUCUUCUUUUUCUAUUUUCAAAAUGAGCCAAUUGAAGCAAUUGCUAAAAAUGGGCAGAUGGAAAAAUUCUUCAUGGUUUUCCUGGCCUGUAUUGUGAUCUCCAUCAUAAAUACGUGCUUCUUGCCACAGAGUGAAAUGUCUCGGAAUCGAGUUUCUCAGCCAUUUUUUCAAACAACUAAAAACUGCUUCAAACUCUUGAAAACCCAAAGAAUGAUCUCCCUGGCAGUGUUCUUCUUCUACACAGGAUUGGUCAGGUCUUUCUGGAUUUCGAUCUACCCAUUCUGCAUUAAAUUCACAUCGAACCUUGCCUCCAAUACCACCAGAAUCCUAACAAUCGGAAUGAUUGUCACCGGCUGCGGUCAGGUUAUCGGAUCGAUUUUUGUGGCAAUAAUUGGAAAUAAAAUUCGAAAAUUUGGGCAACAUGUUCUAAUUCUUGGCGCCCUUAUUUUGCAUGUUAUCCUAUUUCUGAUGAUCUCUUUAUCAUUCCCAAAUGAUGCUCCACUUCAUCAUACUGAUGGAAAUGGCCCAGUGUUUCCGUUGAGUGUCUACUUGGCUAUGGCAAUUUCUGCACUUUUGGGUUUCGGUGACGCAAUUUUGCAGACCCAGAUUUACUCGUAUAUCGCCAAAUAUUAUCAGAGAGACAGUAGUAGUGUGUUUUCGAUUUUCAGAUUUUCAAGUGGAAUCGCUUCUACGGGAAUAUUCUUCGCUGCUCAGUACUUCUACCUGGUGCAUCAUAUGAUUUUGCUGACUAUUUCAGCUCUUCUCGGGGGAUUGGCUAUUCUACAGUUUCAUAGAUCAGUUAAGAAUAUGUAUCAGCAAAAAGCCCCUGUCGUGGUUCUUUCGAUUUCAAACGAUGUUGGCCGCAAAUCACAACAAUCGGUCUCGCCUCUUCCAUUGGUUGGAGUUUAAUUUUUUGUUUUCAAGUUUUAAUUUAAAAAUUAGAAUUUUGUUAAUUUUAAAUAAAUGAAUGAACAAAA
Messenger RNA from Caenorhabditis elegans, 1459 nucleotides. It is a transcript of the gene F31D5.1, whose product is annotated as UNC93-like protein MFSD11. Gene Ontology annotation, cellular component: membrane. The transcript has 9 exons. NCBI's taxonomy places the organism in Eukaryota, Metazoa, Nematoda, Chromadorea, Rhabditida, Rhabditidae. Bases 18 to 1391 code for a protein of 457 amino acids. The record is from RefSeq and is marked reviewed.